Phytophthora sojae is the source of this 375-nucleotide messenger RNA. RefSeq lists its product as hypothetical. The record is from RefSeq and is a predicted model, not a curated record. The transcript has a single exon. The annotation marks the transcript as partial. NCBI's taxonomy places the organism in Eukaryota, Oomycota, Peronosporomycetes, Peronosporales, Peronosporaceae.
CAGUGGUUCGCUGCUGUACCACGCAUGUACGAAUCAACAACCGUUAGCAAAGCCAUCCUUCACGAGUCACGACACGCAGUUGCAUUCAUGAUGCUCUGCUUACCUUCUGGGUUCAAGCUGGAUCCGGCCUCGCCAGCGUACAAGGCGGAGGUUCACGCUGUUGGAGUCGAAGCCGAGAAGAAGACCCUUGAAUACUUGGCUGCACAAGGCUCACAGGCUGUAGCCGUUGCCUCGGUCGUCAAAGCCAUGCGUGCGCUUCACAAAGCAGGCCACCUUUCCGUCCUCCUUGACCAGUUUCGCGAGCGCUACUAUGAAGGCGAAGUCGUCGACCCGACACCCAAUUCUGCCCUUCCGCCAUUCCUGCGCUUCACCUAA